Molecule: messenger RNA, 1582 nt
Organism: Trematosphaeria pertusa
Lineage: Eukaryota; Fungi; Ascomycota; Dothideomycetes; Pleosporales; Trematosphaeriaceae
Product: cystathionine gamma-synthase (O-succinylhomoserine (thiol)-lyase)
Exons: 1
Coding region: 114-1451 (445 amino acids)
Biological process (GO): transsulfuration
Cellular component (GO): cytoplasm
Molecular function (GO): carbon-sulfur lyase activity; pyridoxal phosphate binding
Source: RefSeq, a predicted model, not a curated record
UGCAAAUUCAGCCAGUCGGCGUAGGGCGUGCAUGUCAACAUGCGUCAACAGUACACUCCUACCCCGUUGCUACCCUUUGUAGGAGCCGUCGAGUCGCUCCUGCCACAGCCGAAAUGCCUCCCCCCAAACCCCUCGCCGCAGCAACGUCAGCCAUCCACGCCGACGACCGCAUAAACGUCCUGACCGACGUCGCGCCCGCCAUCCACACCUCGACCACUUUCCGCUACCCCGGCAAUGCCGCCGACCUGCAACCUGUCCCCUCAGACGCCGAGUUCGUCGACCUCCAGACACCGCUCGUGUAUUCCCGCCUCGCCUCUUCCAAUAUCAACCGCCUGGAAACAAUCCUUGCUCCACUAUUGUAUCCCGCCGCUGAAGAGGGGGAACUGGAAGAGCUGAGCAAUCAUGUCGUCAGCUACAGUAGUGGCUUGAGCGCUUUUCACGCGCUGCUGGUUAAUGAGGUGCCAAAGGUCAUUGCGAUAUCGGGGGGUUAUCAUGGUUGCCAUGGGGUUAUCGGGUUGCAUACUAAAAUGCACGGUAUGAAAACGGUGGGCUUGCACGCGGACGAUGCAGCAUGGGAUGCGGCGGGUCUUGGAAAUGGCGAUAUCGUGCACCUCGAGACACCGCUCAAUCCCACAGGCGAAGCCUAUGACAUCGCCAAGUAUGCGGAGAGAGCGCAUAAGAGAGGUGCCUUACUAAGCGUCGAUGCCACAUUUGGGCCGCCAGGCCUUCAGGACCCCUUCGCAUGGGGUGCAGACGUCGUAAUGCAUAGUGGAACGAAGUACAUUGGGGGUCAUAGCGAUAUGCUGUGCGGCAUCCUGGCUACGAACAAGGGCGAGGAGGGGCUGAAGAGGGCCAAGGUCCUGAGGGCGGAGAGGAUUUUCCUGGGCAGUGUGUUGGGGAGUCUGGAGGGCUGGUUGGGUGUGCGCAGUCUACGCACGCUGGAUCUGCGUGUCCGACGACAAUCUUCUAACGCGACAAAUCUUGUGGCUUGGCUCAACGACGCCCUCAACGACAAAGGAAAUGACGCAGAGAUCGUGCGGAAAGUGCUAUCUAAGGUCACCCACGCGAGUCUGCAAGAGAAAGACAUGGACUGGUUGAAGCAGCAAAUGCCCUCCGGCUUCGGCCCUGUCUUCGCCUUCUACACGCACACUUCCCGGCAAGCCCGGCAACUCCCAUCCUUGUUGCGGCUCUUCCACCACGCAACAAGUUUGGGUGGUGUGGAGAGCUUGAUUGAGUGGCGCAGGAUGUCGGAUUCGGAUGUCGACGAGAGGCUGCUGAGAGUGAGCGUUGGCGUUGAGAGUUGGGAGGAUCUUAGGGACGACCUGCUACAAGCGUUCGGGAAGCUGGCGCAUGGGGCGAGUGAGGUGGGGAGUGGUGAUGGGGUUACGAUGGAGGUGCAGGUUGGUGGGGAUGCUGCACAGUCUAGGGCCGUUGCUGAUGGUGCUAUAUAGGACUGUGGUUCUGAAGGAGGUCUGGUAAGAUAUCCACGACAAGUAGCUUGCGCAACAUCUCAUCCUCUCGUUCGCAGUCGGGCCUGAUCUCAUUCCUAAUGCCAAACCAUUUGCCUAAUGCCAGACAGCUA